Molecule: messenger RNA, 1928 nt
Organism: Salarias fasciatus (jewelled blenny)
Lineage: Eukaryota; Metazoa; Chordata; Actinopteri; Blenniiformes; Blenniidae
Gene: pdcd4b
Product: programmed cell death 4b
Exons: 12
Coding region: 118-1542 (474 amino acids)
Biological process (GO): negative regulation of DNA-templated transcription
Cellular component (GO): cytosol; nucleus
Source: RefSeq, a predicted model, not a curated record
CUGGGUAGGUAAAACAAAAAACAGCGUUCGUGUCAGAGUUUGGAGCUUGGACACAACAGACGGUCCCCGUUGAAAUUCUGCUUUGUUGCAAAACCUCAUUUUCUACACUGUAAAACCAUGGCAGCUGACUGCGAGGCCUGGCUGAACGCAAACCCCGUUGAGGCUCAGGACCUGAGUGACUCCUUUGUGUCGGGCGAGGAGGACAACGGAGGAUCACUUCUCUCCAAUAAAAAUAUCAACAAUGAGAUUAACGGAAACUGGCUUUCCUCGUCGAGCAACAGCAUCCACGAGGCGCGGCUCAAGGCCAAGGCCAAGCGCAGGCUGAGGAAGAACUCCUCCCGGGACUCGGGCAGGGGAGACUCGCUCAGCGAUAAUGGGGAUGCGGUUCGGGGAACCGCAGUGGCUCCCACAAGCCCGAAGAGCAAGCUGCUGGACAGAAAGUCUCGACUGGGGAAGGGAAGAGGCCUGCCAAAGAAAGGCGGGGCCGGAGGGAAAGGCGUGUGGGGCAGAUCUGGUGAAGUUUACGGACCAGAGGAAGUCGACGAGAAGGACCCAAACUACGAUGAAGCUCAGGAAAACUGUGUGUAUGAGACCGUGGCCCCGCCACUGGAAGAGAAGGACUUUGAGAAGACGGUCAGCCCAAUAGUGCAGGAAUACUUUGAACAUGGAGACACAAAUGAAGUAGCUGAGCUGCUUGCAGAACUGAACCUGGGGCCCAUGCGGAGCGAGGUGCCCUCGCUGGCGGUGUCGCUGGCCCUGGAGGCCAAAGCCAGCCACAGGGAGCUGACCUCCAGGCUGCUGGCUGACCUGUGCGGGUCCGUCCUGUCCCGCAGCGACAUGGAAAGCUCCUUCGACAAGCUGCUGAGAGAGCUGCCGGACCUGGUCCUGGACACCCCCGGAGCCCCCCAGUUGGUCGGCCAGUUCAUUGCACGAGCUGUUAGCGACCAAAUAUUAUCUAAGAGCUACAUCGAGAGCUACAAAGGCCGAGUGGGCUGUCAGUACACGAGGGCGGCGCUGGACCGGGCGGCCGUGCUGCUGAAGAUGACCAUGGGCGGACUCCGCAUUGACAACCAGUGGGGGGCAGGCGGGGGGCAGAGGCCCGUCAUGCAACUUGUUAAAGAGAUGAACCUGUUGUUGAAGGAGUACAUCCUGUCUGGAGACAUCAAAGAAGCUGAAAGAUGUCUGAGAGAUCUGGAAGUUCCCCAUUUCCACCACGAGUUUGUCUACGAGGCGAUCGUGAUGGUGUUGGAGUCCAAAGGUGACAAAACGUUCAAAAUGGUUCUACAGCUCCUCAAGGCGCUGUCAGCCUCCUCCAGCAUCACUGUGGACCAAAUGAGAAGGGGCUAUGAAAGAGUUUAUAUGGACAUUGCUGAAAUUAAUAUCGAUGUGCCCCGUGCUUACUUCAUCCUGGAGCAAUUUGUUGACCAAAGCUUCAAUACGGGAGUCAUUGAUGUAAAGAUAAGAGAUCUCUGCCCCUGUCGGGGCCGGAAGAGGUUUGUCAGCGAGGGAGACGGUGGCGUCGUCAAACUUGAAAGCUACUGAGGCGACCUUUUUAUGUGCCAGACUUCUUAAAAACAAGAGGACAAAGCUACUUUUUCUACCUGCAUAUUUUUCAAAAAAAAUAGCCGGGUACAAGUUUCCUCCUUUGUAACGGUCAGAAGAAUGUACAUUUCUGAAACUGGGGUGAGGUAUAAAGAAAAAAAUACAGCACUUUUGAUUGAAACUGAAGUAAUUCACUUUUCACCAAGCUGUUCAAAUAUAAACAUUUACAUAAGCUAGCCCGUGAAGUGCCACACCUCUCAGUGUCAGUCAUUCCACGUUGUUUUGUACAGUAUUUUCUUGAUUUCACUGCCACUCCUUUUGUGUUUUCUAGAAAGCAGUGUUUGUACAGAAAUGACUGGUUUGUGUCAAGAGCUUUAUAAAAGAGU